Messenger RNA from Lynx canadensis (Canada lynx), 4051 nucleotides. RefSeq names its product RNA polymerase II subunit M (gene POLR2M). NCBI's taxonomy places the organism in Eukaryota, Metazoa, Chordata, Mammalia, Carnivora, Felidae. The record is from RefSeq and is a predicted model, not a curated record. The transcript has 4 exons. The coding region runs from base 130 to 1230 and encodes 366 amino acids. Gene Ontology annotation, biological process: transcription elongation by RNA polymerase II; maintenance of ER location; intracellular signal transduction. Gene Ontology annotation, molecular function: transcription elongation factor activity. Gene Ontology annotation, cellular component: RNA polymerase II, holoenzyme; nucleus; nuclear envelope.
GUUCUUCCGGGAAAAUGGCGACUCCCGCUCGUGCCCCGGAGUCCCCGCCGGUCGCGGAUCCGGCGCUAGCCGCGGGGGCUGCUGAGGAAUCCGAGUGCCCGCCGCCUCGCCAGCCUCAGCCCCCGCAGAAUGUCCUCGCUGGCCCGCGGCUUCGAGCCCCAAGCUCCCGAGGACUUGGGGCGGCGGAGUUUGGCGGAGCUGCAGGAGAUGUUGAAGCGCCAGGAGAGACUUUUGCGCAACGAAAAAUUCAUUUGCAAAUUGCCCGACAGAGGUAAAAAGAUCUUAGACUCUUUUGCCAAACUGAAAGCUGCCAUUGCAGAACGUGAAGAAGUUAGAGGAAAAACUGAACUGUUUCAUCCUGUUAGUUUAGACUGUAAGCUAAGGCAAAAAGCAAUUGCAGUUGUUGAUGUGGACACAGAUAAGGCCCAGAAUUCUGACCAGAUACUUGAUACUUCGUCUCCAGUUUGUGGCUGUUCCUCUCUAAGUAACUUCAAGUCGUCUGAAACAACCUCACAACCACAUCCUACUCACAAAGGCGAUGAAGAGGCUCCCGAGGUUGAGGACACAGUGAGCAAGUGCCCGGUUCCCAGUAGCAGAGCGAGUGUGCCUUCCUCUUCUGAAGCUGGUGAGCGUCUCCCUCAGCGUCGUGUUUCAAGUCAGGCAGAAGAUCAUUCCAGCAGCUCGGACAACCUGUUUAUUGAUAGGUUACAAAGGAUCACAAUUGCGGACCCAGGUGAACAGCAUUCAGAACAGGACAGGAGUGCUGAGAACUUGGCAGGGCUUUGUCGUGGGGCACAGAAGAAGCCUCAUUACAUGGAAGUGCUAGAAAUUCGAGCCAAGAACCCAGUGCCCCCACCACAUAAAUUUAAAACUAAUGUAUUACCUUCACAACAAAAUGAUUCAUCUAGUCAUUGGCAGAGAACAAGGUCUCCCAUUUCCUUGGAAGAAAGGCGGCUCAGGGAUAAGAAGCAUCUUGAUGACAUCACAGCAGCUCGGCUCCUGCCACUUCACCAUAUGCCCACACAGCUGCUCUCCCUGGAAGAAUCUGUGGCACUUCAGAAACAGCAGAAACAGAAUUAUGAGGAGAUGCAAGCCAAGCUCGCGGCACAGAAAUUAGCUGAAAGGCUUAAUAUAAAGAUGCAGAGCUAUGAUCCGGAAGGGGAGACUUCGAGGAAGUACCGAGAAGUAAGGGAUGAAGAUGAUGAUCAGUCCUCUGGUGAGGAGUUCUGAAGACGGGCAUUGGGAUAAUGCCUGAAUCUCUGUCUGCUGAGAUGUCAUGGUCACAUCAGACUUUCUAACAAGUAUCAAGAUCAGUGUCAGGCAUUGUUGAGGGAAGGAAUUUUAUAAAGUUACACAAAGGUAGCUAUUAAAAGAGCCCAGUUUGUCUUUCAGGAGAGGACUUUGAUGUGCUUAAGAAGUUCAAUAUUUGAAUAUUGUGUUUAACCAUAUUGUAUUAAAGUUCUGCAGUAUGCUGUGUGUUGGUCUGAUAUUUUAGUACAUAGUAAGCACGGUUUUAUUUUCCUCUAAGCCAAAUGAAAGCGGGUAACUGCUCUUUUCCUUAUUCUUACCUCUGUGGAAUAGCAUUUAUUACAUGUCUUUCAGUGAAAUAUUUGGUUGCCCCAGGCAUCACCUAAAAUGAAUUAGGAAGAUAAAGUUCCCUCCUUUUUUGAGUAAGGAAGGGAGCAGUCUAGAGAAUUUUAUGCAUGUUUGCAUGGGGUUGAGGUAUUGGAUGUGAAAUACCUAGGAAGGCACUCAUAGAAAAUUCUUAAAUGUUUGUUUCCUUCUUCUGUCUUCCCUUUAGGAAGAAUGUUCUCUUUCUUCUCAUUAGGAAUAAGGAGUACUUUUAGUUGAUGCUGGAGGGUGGAGGAUCUUUCUGGAUGGUCAGAUUUGCCUGGAGUAACACAAGAUACAGGAAAAGUCUAGGGUGACUGUGUAGGGGAAGGGAAUAGCUGUUCUUAGGCUUGCCCUAAGAGGUGACCAGUUCAGUUUGGUAAGAACACCAUUUUUUUUUUUAAAGCGACAAUUGAAUUUUCAACACAUAGCUUCCCUCUCCCCAGCCCUGCCCCAAAGAAGCAUAUGUAGACUACAGAAAUCUCAAUCCCAUAUGUAUACAUGUUUAUGUAAUUUUGAAGGAUUAUGUGGAGAUUUCUUUGUUUACUCUGUUGGAGCCUUUAAACAGUGUUGAAAGGAAGAAUAAAAUAAGAGCAUCUUCAUAAUGUUAAUGGUGAUGUUUUACUGGUGCUUAAUUAAAUUUAACUUGCUUUAAAAGAGACUUUCAUAUAUGAACUUUUCAUGAAGACACAUUGAGGUGUGUGAUAGGAAGGGCUCAGUUCUCUAUCACGGACAUACGGGCACCGCUACUGCUUUCCGUCCCCUUCUACCCCUCCACCCCCCCCGGCAAAUAUAGAAAUACCCUAAGGUAACAAAUUCAUUAUUUCUGCUUUCAAAAACUAACAGUAAAUGGAUUUUGCAACAUAAAAUUAUUCUUUAGAGAAUAAAAUAAUACACUUUUGGAAAGCCAGGUAAUACGGAAGGGCUCACGUGCAUGUACACACAGUCCCCUGUAUUCGUAUCACCUAGAGAGAGCCUCUGUUAAGGUUUGGGUAUAUUUUGCUUUUACAUACUUUUCAAUGCAUAGCUAUAUGUUUAUAUUUUCAAUAAUGCAAUCAUACUGUACGUUGUUUCAUAGUCUGCUCUAUGUAUUGUGAACAUUUUCCAUGUUAGAUAUUUUGCAUUUUAGAUAGCUACAAUUCAAUUUUAUGGGUGUACCAUAACUUGCGACACCAACUUAUUGUUUAAGAACUUGACUGUCAGUUACAAUGUAAACUGUAAACAGCAAUGUGAUCAACAUCUUAAAAGAUAAUCACAUUUGUACAAAAAUGAUUUAUUUCCGGAAGAUACCUUUCUAGAAGUGAAAUUGUUAGCUGGAAGUGUAGGUACGUUUGAGAGUCUUGAUGUACAUCACUCACCAUAAAGGUUGUGUCCCUUUAUGUACCUGCUAGCAAUAUCAAACUCCCAGAACUGAAAAUUGCUGUUGCAAGUGUUUGCAAAUUGAAUAAUUACGGGAAAGGAUUAUUUUUAAAAUUUGUAUUUCUUUGAUUACUUAAUGAAGGGUGAGUGUUUUUUUCAUGUUUGUUGACCAUUUAUAUUCAUUGUUUUGAGCAUUGCUUAUUCAUAACUGUAAUUCCUUUGAGAGAGUGCUGUUUUUAUUGGUUUAUAAAUUCUUGAUGAAUUAAGAUGUCCAUCUUUUGUCAUAUGUUAUUGUUUUAGGUGUUACUUUCUUUUUAAUACAGUUUGUGGUGUUUCAGUGUAGAAGUUUUCUUUAGGAGUCUACCUUUGCAGUUACCCUUGGGAGUGCCUUCCCUACCCCAAGGAUGGAAUGUAUUUGUCCUUAUUUUCUAGUACUUUUUUAAAAUUUCACUUUUACAUUUACAUUAAUUCAAAAGGAAAUUUUUAAUCCAUCUGAAGUUUAUGUGGGGAUAUAUGAAGUAAGAUUUAAUUUUAAUUUUUGCAAAUAGUUGACCAGUUGGUUCAGCAUCAUAAACCAUCAUUUCCCCAUUGAUUUGAAAUGCUGUCAUAAAAUAUGAAAUUCCCAUGUGUCUUUUGUGCUAUGGGCCUGCUUACGGGCCUUCCAGUUUUUCCUGCACUAUUUUAAUAAUUAUGGAUUUAAUCAGCAUUAAUAUUUGGUAUACAAUUUCUCCCUCAUUCUUUUAAAUUCUAUAAACUAUAACCUACAGAAAAGUACCUAAAACAGGCAUGUAGUUUAAUGGGUAAAGCAAACAGUUAAGUAAUCACAAACCAGAUGCAGGAAAGCUACUGCUAGGACUCUGGAAUCUCCCCAAGUGUUCCCUAUUGACACCCUAUAUAUACCCCAGAGGUUUCAACUAUCCUGACUUUAUAGUAAUACUUUCCCCCUUUUAAAAAAUGGUUUUUACCCAUCGAUGUAUGCAAUAAUAUGGUUAUGUUGUUUUGCCUACUCUGGCCUGAUACAGAUGGAAUCCUACUGUAUGUGUGUUUGGUGUUUUUGACUCAACAUUGUUUAUAAAAUUCA